Caenorhabditis angaria is the source of this 1532-nucleotide messenger RNA. The record is from the annotation of a GenBank genome assembly. NCBI's taxonomy places the organism in Eukaryota, Metazoa, Nematoda, Chromadorea, Rhabditida, Rhabditidae.
AUGCCAAGUCUCGAUGAGCAAUUUGAAGCGGCAGUUUGGAUAAUCAAAUCGCUUCCCAAAAAAGGACCAAUUCAGCCGAGUAUUCAAGAUCAAUUGGAAAUGUAUAGUCUAUUUAAGCAGGCAACAAUUGGAGAAUGCAAAACUGAGCAACCGUAUUUUUAUCAAGUUGAGGACAGGUUGAAAUGGAAUGCUUGGAAUGAUUUGGGAACGAUGGAGAAGGAUGAGGCGAAGGCGAGAUAUAUUGAGAAAAUGUUGAAAAUGGUGAGAUAAAAUUGUUGUUUUCAAAAAAAUUCUGGCGCCAUUUUUUAAGGAAUUUUUAUCACGGUUAAAAAUUUGAGCCCCUAAAUUUUGGAGCACAAAAUUGUCCUUAAAUCAAGGGAAAUCGAGGCGAAAAACCUAUAAUUAUAGUUUUUUGGUGUUUGGUGAAAAGUUUUCGAGGUUUUUCUUUUCUCCAUCUCUAUUCUCAAGAAUUUGCUACUUUUUGCAGUAAAGAUCUUUAAAUUUGGUUGAGUAUAAACGAUUUUAGCAUUUUUGUUCAAAAAACGAAAAAUGUUUUUGAGGUUGUGAAAAAUUCACAAACCGUCGUGUUGUCUGGCGUUCUCUCUUACGAGUUUCUAUCUCUCAUUUUCUCUCCUUCUCUCUCGUCUCUUCUAGAAGCAACACUCUCUCGCUAGUUUUUAUUUUUCAAUUUGUUUUUUUUCGUGAAAUCAGGAAAUUUUACGAUUUUCAUCGAGAACAUCAUAUAUGAGGAGAUAGAGAAAGACAAGGAAAAGACAGAAAUAUAAAAUAGAAUUGUAAAAUUCAACAUCGGAUUGCAAAAUAUGAGCGAAAAACCAAAAAUCAUGUUUUUUUGGUGUUUGGUGAAAAGUUUUCGAGGUUUUUCUUUUCUCCAUCUCUAUUCUCAAGAAUUUGCUACUUUUUGCAGUAAAGAUCUUUAAAUUUGGUUAAGUAUGAACGAUUUUAGCAUUUUUUGUGAAAAAACGAAAAAUGGUUUUGAGGUUGCACAAAAUUCACAAACCGUCGUGUUGUCUGGCGUCUCUCUUACACAUUUCUAUCUCUCAUUUUCUCUCCUUCUCUCUCGUCUCUUCAAGAAGCAACACUCUCUCGCUUGUUUUUACUUUUUGAAUUCGGUUUUUUUCGUGAAAUCAGGAAAUUUUACGAUUUUCAUCGAGAACAUCGUAUAUGAGGAGAUAGAGAAAGACAAGGAAAAGGCAAAAAAAAAUAAAAAUAGGAUUGUGAAAAUUUUUGCCACGUGGAAUUUUGAAUCCAGUUCUAAAAAUUCCUGAACUCUCCCAUUUUUUGUUUCAGGUCGAAAAAUCAGAAAGCGAGCACAAUUUGAUGGAUUAUUUAGAUGAUCCAAGUGUCGGAGAUCUCGUAAAUCUACAAGACGAGUUCAGAGAAGUAAGCAAAGAAUCCUCUGGUUUUCUUCAAAAUUGAAUUUUCUUCAGAAAUUCGCAAUUCUCGGUCGAACUUCGAUGAAAGGACACGAGGGAAAAACAGUGACUGUAAAUGGAGUUGAAGUUAAAUUGUGA